CUCGUCAGUGCCGCUUGGGAUCCUUUUUGCUUGUCUGCCACGAUACGCAUCAUCUCUAAAACCGCUAACAAUUCCAUUUUCUUCUAUUCCCAAUAUAACCGCUACCACCCCAAUCUCACACCAAGCCAUCCUAGGCUCCUUCCCAAGAAGAACCCCCGUCCCCCCCCCCAAAAAAAAGAAAAACUUAACACUUUUCCAUAAAUCAGCUGACUAUUAUGCGCCAUGGAGCGCACUACACCCUUCCGCCUCUCCUUUGUCCUUCUCCAUCGCCCUCCCUAAACACCUCCGUCGGCACCAGCAGCCACCACCACCACCACUCAAUGCUGGUUUCUGUUUUCUUAGCCCUUUUUCUUCCAUGCGCUGGCAUGAGUAUGGUUUUCAUUGUUUAUAUCUGUCUUUUAUGGUAUGCUACGAACUAUCGGACUGAUAAUUCAGGGUCGUUAGCGGUUAAGCAGGUGGGUGAGAAAGGGUUGUCUGUUUCAGAGCUUGAGAAGCUCCCGAAGGUUACAGGGAAGGAGCUUGUGUUGGGGACUGAGUGUGCGGUUUGUCUCGAUGAGAUUGAGGCUGAUCAACUAGCUAGAAUGGUUCCCGGUUGUAAUCACGGGUUUCAUUUGCAAUGUGCUGAUACUUGGCUUUUGAAGCAUUCGGUUUGUCCUGUUUGUAGGGCCACGCUUGAGCCUAUGUUUUUCGAUCCUUCCGAUGAUAAUCCCUGCUAAAGCCUUAACUUCCUUCAAAAAGAAACAAAGGUUUUCUUUUUAAGAGUAUAAAAGGUCAGUCUUCGAUGUUUGUAUGAAGGAUAAUUUUUCUAGGAAAGAGAAGAUAGAUAUAUGUUCAUCUAAGUUAUUUCACUUUCCUGCAUGUAUGGGUUUUCUCUUUUUUAUUUAUAUUUUGCUGGUCAAAUUCAUUUUCAUUGAUAUUGUACAUGACAUGGGUUUCUGCUGGGUGGGCAAAAGUCCUCCAUACUUGAGGAGCUUGCUUUUUUGCCUUUUUUUUGGUGUGGAAGUUGAAAAAGGAAGAUGAUGAUUCAAAGGGAAAGCAAGAAAAUUUUGAUAUAGAAUAAUUAAAAGUAAAGACACAUGAAUUGGCAUGGGUGCAUACAUGUCAGCACCAACUACUAUUAGUACUUGAGUCAAAACCUAUAGCUUUUAGGAACCGUUUGAUAUAGAUACUUCUUUUUGUUCAUGCUUUGGUGAGUUGGUUGAUCACCCAUUUGAUCAAAAUUCGAUUCUAAAAAACAGCAAAUGUUCUAAACUUGAAGUAUCAGGGGAUAUUCUAGCCGGUGUGUAUGUUCUAAACUUGCAAGCGAAGCGAAGCAUUUACGUCUAUGGACGCCAGCCUGCAUCAAUAUGGUAAUGCCACGUUAAGGGGGACAAAUCCCUUUUAUUGAUUUCAUAUUUUAUAAAGAAUAUUAUGAGAUUACAGAACAGUCCUUGAGGUUCUCCAAAUUUCCCAGAUGGUCCCCCGUGUUUUGUGCGUGAAGAUUGAAGAGUGACUGGUGGCAGGUUGGUGAUGCAUGAAGUAUUGCAAUGGCAGGGCAGCUCACCGACUGCUAAUACUAGCAGUAUCUCACUGUCUCAGCUGUCUAUUUUAUAUACACACGGUUCUUGAGAUUUGUCUCUUUUUAAAAGA
Molecule: messenger RNA, 1629 nt
Organism: Durio zibethinus
Lineage: Eukaryota; Viridiplantae; Streptophyta; Magnoliopsida; Malvales; Malvaceae
Source: RefSeq, a predicted model, not a curated record